Molecule: messenger RNA, 2292 nt
Organism: Nymphalis io (European peacock)
Lineage: Eukaryota; Metazoa; Arthropoda; Insecta; Lepidoptera; Nymphalidae
Gene: Scgbeta
Exons: 4
Coding region: 107-1117 (336 amino acids)
Biological process (GO): muscle organ development
Cellular component (GO): sarcolemma; sarcoglycan complex
Source: RefSeq, a predicted model, not a curated record
AUUUUGACUAUAUGAAGUAAGUGAUGAUCGAAUCGAAACCAUUUGUGCUAUUUAUAAUUUAACAUACAUACUUUUAACUGAUUUAUAUUUGGUAGUAAAUAACGUAAUGAUGUCAAAUCUGCGGGGCGUCUCGCCCUUAUCAGAAGCAAUGUCCGAUACGACUUUAGAAAGAAAUCGCGGAGAAAAGGCGUUGUUAACAAAAACGCCCUCGCAAAGCCAAGUCUUUUUGCAUAAAACAACAAAUAAUAUGCUUAAAAAUUACUCUGAUAAGAAUGGAAACGACGUUUCGAAGACUGUUCAUAAAGGCCGCAAGACCUUUGCCUUUUGGACAUUAGUGUGCCUAUUAUUUAUCUUGGGUAUCGGGAAUCUUGCCCUCACGUUUACCAUCCUCGCUGUAUUAAGACUUGGACAAGGGCUUGAAAGUAUGGAGUUUCUCCCAGACCACAAUGCUAUAAAAUUCUUCGGCCUAACAGAUUUAGAUCAUAUAUAUAAGAGAGACGGUUUGAUAGAAAGCUUCAGAGACACACCCAUGAGUAUAUCAAGUGAUAAUGGAUCAGUACUCUUCAAUUUGCAGACCAGAUUAUCACGGACAGACACGAAACUGGUCGUGAACACGUCUGGUGUCUUCAUCAAGGGAGUGAGCUCCUUCGAGCUGACCGAUCCUGACUCCGGCGAGCGAGUUUUCAGCACCGCCAACCCGGAGAUCACGGUCACAGAAAGCAUUAACAAUUUGAAUGCUAAGCAAGUAUCAACAAAGCGCAUCUCAUCACCAGUCGAUGAGGACCUCACCUUCCGUUCGGAAACAUCAGCGUACCUCCGAGGAGCGGAAGGCACGCACAUGGAAUCGAAGGAACUGUUCUGGAGCGCUGACCAGGAUAUCUACUUGAAAUCUAUCAACGGUUCCGUUAUUCUAAGCGGUAAAGAGGGUGUCUUCAUCGACGUCAGAUAUUUACCCAUAGCGAUACCCUUGAAUAAAGACAAGUUUCAUGGGACGGGACAGUUUAAGGUGUGUGUCUGUAUGCCCCAGGGGAAAUUGUUCAGGAUAGCAGUUCCGAAUGGACAAAAGAUAACAUGCUCUCAUGUUAAUAUGACCGGAGAACUGAACCCUUGUGUGUAACACGCUUAUCAUCUAUAUACAUAUGUAUAUUUAUAUAUGUAAUAGCAUAUGUAGUAAUUGGUAGUCAUGUAUAUUUUGUGUAUACGAAGUCAAACAGUUCACGGAAUGGCAGUGACAUGUCUGUUUGUCCUGAGUCUGGGUGUAACUAUCUAUAUAAGUAUGUAUUUACAAAAGAAAAGUAGUAUAUGUAAUAUAUCAGUUGUCUGGUUUCCAUAGUACGAGCUCUGCUUGAGCAUUUUCAAGGAUAAGUCAACUUUUUAGAUGAUGUCUGUAUUGAGUACCUAGAGUGUACCAGGUAAAAAACCACCGCUUUCUAACCAUUCCAUUCCGUGGAAUUUUUAAUCUCCUCUCGUAAAUGCAACGUAGAAGUGUUCUAGAAUUCAAGGAUAGUUAGAACCUAAAGAAGAAGCCACGUUCAAGUUAGAAAUAAAAAAAAAUGGUGUGUGUGGCAAGGUAUUCACCAGAAUGACUGCCUCAUUGAUUUAGUGGCUAGAUAUAGCUAGCUAGCCCGAGGUCCUGGGUUCAAAUCCCAAGACGGCCCAAUAAAAAGUUAUUGGGAUUUUCUGUCGAAAAUUCUCUAGCAGCCCGGAGUCUGGAAGUUAGUGUGUUUAAACACUUUCAACUCCCGUGCCUCGGAAAGCACGUAAAGUCGUUGGUCCUGCGUCUGAACUCAUUCCGGUCGUGUCGGAUUGCGGGUUAUGAGAGUCAUCGGAUUAUGAGAGUAAGGGAAUAGAGAGUGCACCUGUGUUGGCGCACACACGUGUGCUCUAUAACGUGCCCUAUGCAGUUGGCUAAUCUCUCUUGAGAUUUGCCGGUCCGGAGGACAUUAUAAUAUUACUCACGAGUAUUGAUGUAUAAAUAACAAAUAUUACGCUGACGUCAUCUGACGGUCGAAAUCUUAAGCUUACUCGUCUGACGCUCGAAGUCUUGGUUAGCCCCUACCAUGUACCGAGGGCUAAGGUGUUUACACAACAAUAAAUCAGACCAUUUUUUAUGUUUUAUUUUAUUUAUUACUAAUUUGGAAUAUAAUAGCUAUUGAUGUAUUUGUUUUAUUUUGCCUUGUUAAACUUUUUUGACUUAUUAUUUUAACUCCUGUCAAAUUAUUUUUUAUCAGAUUUUCUACUAGAGAAGCAAAAAUAUUUUUUUUAGUAAGUCAAGUUAAAGGACCUAGUCAU